Messenger RNA from Paramecium tetraurelia, 2142 nucleotides. RefSeq lists its product as uncharacterized. NCBI's taxonomy places the organism in Eukaryota, Ciliophora, Oligohymenophorea, Peniculida, Parameciidae. The record is from RefSeq and is a predicted model, not a curated record. The transcript has 5 exons.
AUGUUGUUUGAGAAACUCAAGAUCUAUAACACUCCGGCCAAAUUAUUGGAGAAAUUACGCGAAGUUCGCAAGCAACAGGAACAGGAAGAAUAACAGGGAUCGUAAAUCAAGGUCCCAGAAUCAUAGAAGAUCGUGAGGCAAUCGAGUUAACGAAGUACGUGGACCAGUCUUAAUCAGAAGUCUCCCAUCGUUAAAUCGCAACUCGACAUUGUGAAAAUGAGAAUGCCAUCCACCAAAAUGAAUUCAUGUACUCGUAUUACAGAGAUACCUAUACGAUAGAGGAUACAAAUGCAUACUGCUCGCAUCAAUGAGACCGAAGAACUGAAGGAGAUGCAACAGAAUCUGAGGAUGGAGACUAUGUACGAUCUCUAUCAAGGAGAUCAGAAACUCAUUGAUCAACUCAACGAGGAAGCCCAAGUCUUAUCACAAAGACUUGCCAUCAAAGAGGAGAUCAGUCCUGUGCGUCCAUUUAAUCGUAAACAUCAUUAACCAAAUUAAACUCAAAGACCAUAGAGAAGAGGUGCUACGGUAAUAGCUCCUACAAAACUUGAAGAUCUCAAGAGACAAUAACCUUAUCUCUAUGAGGAUCGUCAGGAUCUACCUUACGAUGAUUUGUCGGAUCGAGGAAAGUUUCUAAAAAAUUAUAGAUUGGGAAAUAAAAACCUACAGAAGAUAAAUCAAAAGGACUUCAGAAGCACUGCCAAAAAUUUCAAGAAACUAGAAGAAUAUGCUUAAUUCUAUAAACAAUAACCCAACAUCUAUUUGCAAUUAAAUAAGAGCUCUCAAGUCUCAGUCUACAAUAUCUUUCAAUCUGGCCUUGGCUUAAUUAAUUCCAACUACACAAUCUAAACUGCUGAAUCCCAGGGAAUGCUGAGGAAUGAGUCGAAAAUCAGGGUAUUCACAGAAGCUCUCUAGUCUCCUCAAUGCAAAUAGAUCACUCAAUUGAAACUCAGUCACAAUCAAUUAACCUCACCUAAAAUCAAGAGUUUGGUCGAUAACUUCCCUCAACAAAUCCAAGAUCUGGAUCUCAAUAACAAUGGAUUGGAUUCCAAAGCCUGUGAAACCUUGGCCAAGUACAUGCAGAAAUCAAGAGUGAAGAAACUCUCAUUGGAAAACAAUAAGAUUGGAGAUCUAGGUGCCAAUUACCUCUUUGUGGCUUUGCAAGACAAUGAUUACCUGACCUUGUUAAAUCUGAGUCGCAACAAUCUGACAGACAAUUGUACCAAUGAUCUAUCGAACUAUUUGAAGAAAUCAAAUGUACUUUUUGAAUUGUACUUACACUUCAAUUCCAUUAACAAUAAAGGAGGCGUCAACAUAUGGAAGGCUCUUUACAAGAAUUCGAGUGUCAAAGUUUUUGAUAUUUCAUACAAUCGCACUGCUUCAUUUGAGUGUGCUCAGCAAAUGGCCAAGGUCAUUGCCAAACCAUAUCCAGAGUUGAUGCACAUAGAUGUGUCACAUAACGGAUUCGAUGAACUCUCCUCUAUCGAAAUCAUGAAGGCUCUAAAUGUUAAUCAAAAUAUUUAUGGGUUUCAUUAUGAAGGAAAUUGCCCCAAAUUUGCAGUAGAUGCUACUGGCCAUCUCAGAGACACACAAUAAGAAGAAUUAAUGAGAUAGAAAAAAAUAGAGGAAUGCAGAAAAAACCCAUAAACUUCACUUCGAUUAUUGGAUGAUGAUGUUCCUGUCUAACCAAAAAAGAUUGUCCAAAAGAAGGAAGAAAUUCAUCAGCUUCAUAGAUUCAGAAGGAUUUGGGGAAUGAAACCUGUUAAAUAGAAUCAAUAAUUAGAUAAACAAAGAGAUUCUUGUUGGAUCUGCGAAGGAUGGGAAGAAGUCAAAUUCACUUGGAGUCCAGGCAAAUCUGGAGGUAUGAACAAUGAUCCAAUCUUUUUGCAUGUCAACUUUGAUGGUUAUCGUCCUGUUCUAAUGAACCCUCAUCAAGGAGAAUAUCAUUUAUAUAGAAUGUGUCCACCCAAUCAAAGGAUUCUGUAUUUCUUCAGUAAUCCAAUUCUUGGAAUCUAAACAACAGCUAAAAACUAAAUGAUUAUGCAAACUCCUUAAAAUGCACCCUAUCUCUCAAGGUUUAUAAGAAUUCCUUUAUAAUGGAGACAUCUUAAUCGAAGGUAACAAAAUGACUUUUGUGAAUGA